AUGGUUGCGAACUGCUGUACGACCCGAGCCCCGGGCAGGGGGGGAGGGGAGGAGGAGGUGAGACAGAUGUCAGCAAUACUAAUGAGCCGUCAGUGCCACGUCCGCGGUGAUCUACGUUCCCUAAUAGAUCUGCUAUGCUCCGAGCUCCUAGCGAUAUUUCAUCCCGGCGAAUCACAUUAUUCUGUCCGGGGGCCGGUGCUACACCUUCCCACCACUGUCGCCGUCGGAACAGAUGCCUUCUUCUUACCAUUAGUUGGUGUCAUAUCAAAUGGUCCCGGGCUCUUGUUGAAACGUCGGUCCCAGUGUUGGUUUACAACAGCGGUGGUGUGUGUCAAAGUGGCCUGUAAUUUAGUACCAAGUCAAGUGAGGGCCUGGUACCCGUCAAAGACGUCUGGAUCGUAUCCUAGUCAACUUGCCCCAGUCUUUUAUCUUAAGGUUCCGGAAUCUACUCUUCGUCGUACCUUCACACCCGAAAGGGCAGGUGUCCUGUUCGAUCCUUUAGUUCUCCGCAUUAAUUCAAACAGUUUUCCGACUCCUGAAUUUCUUCUCCUUUGCCGGCACGAGGAACGAAAUUUAUUACCGGGAUUCCCUUUCUCUACCGCCCUCUUCGCCCUUUAUUACUUGGCCCAUGAGGUUCGUCCAGAAAUCCGUUUAUCCGUAGCCCCUCCCGGGCCAUUAUUACAUCAAAGGAAACGAGAUGAAAUCUCGGUGAUCGAGUUGGGAGUUUGUCAACAUCCCACUUCCGGCGACCCCUUUCGAUCGUCCUGGCUUUUCGACUUCCGCUCAUCUCCCCUCCCCCCACCAGUUGGAGCAUGUGUCCAAUACUCAUCGGUGAACGUGAGCCGGGAAAAGGUAUUACUCCUGCUUCAUUUCUCUCCUAUGUACCGGAUCCGUCUUAGAACUUCUUCAUCCCUGGGAUUAAUGCUGGUCCUUGGAAAUGUUAGAUAUUGGCCGCUACCGAAAGUAUUGGAAAUAACACCAUUUUAUGAACCGAACCGUACUUAUUUUUAG
This is a messenger RNA of Nezara viridula (southern green stink bug), 1011 nucleotides long. The record is from the annotation of a GenBank genome assembly. NCBI's taxonomy places the organism in Eukaryota, Metazoa, Arthropoda, Insecta, Hemiptera, Pentatomidae.